Coffea arabica (coffee) is the source of this 3110-nucleotide messenger RNA. The record is from RefSeq and is a predicted model, not a curated record. Lineage: Eukaryota; Viridiplantae; Streptophyta; Magnoliopsida; Gentianales; Rubiaceae.
AGCAAAUCAUUUGGAUAAUCACUUUUCCAAAAGCAAGAUUUGCACCGCCGUCUGCGGUGAGACCUUUAGCUACACUACCCAUCAAUCAAAGGAAUCCAACAAUUUUCUGCAGCUAGGUUGACUCUCCACACUCCACAGCCGAAGUUAUAUAAAAAGGGCCUCCCAGACUCCAAAAUCCAGAGUCCUAGGCCGCCAAUACCAACCCAAAAAUAGUAAAAUACUAUGGGUGGUAGCAAUACUAGUCACAGCAACCUCAAGAAUGCAGUCCUAGCAUUUCUAGUUCCCCUGCCCACCAUCCUCUUCUACCUCACUUUCCUCUACCACUACCAGGAUGAUGAUCCCAAUUUGCUUUCCCCUGUAUGGAAAUGGUGCUAUAACCACCCUAUCCUGCUAGCCAACAUCUUCUUUUUCUUCAAUGUCAAUGUUCUCUUUUGGCUCAUUGGCCUCAUCCAAUCUAGCCAUUGGAUGAUUGAUCCGUAUUGGACGGUGAUACCUGUUUUAUUGGUGCACUACUAUGCAAACCAUCCAUUGGCAGUAGAGAAUAAGUACAAUGUUUGGAGAUCAAGAAUUGUAACAUGUUUGACGUGGGUCUGGAGUAUUAGGCUCAGUCAUAACUACUUUCGCCGCGAAAAUUGGCAAUGGGGUGUUAGAGAGGAUUGGAGGUUUACAGAUAUGAAGCAUCAGUAUGGCAAAUGCUGGUGGUGGGUUUCUUUCUUUGCUGUUUACUUGUCCCAACAGGUCUUUCUCAUGGGAAUAUGCAUGCCUAUGUAUGUGAUCCAUUUAGAGAACAAGCAACUAGAUAUCUUGGACUUUGUUGGAAUAGCAAUAUGUUUGUCUGGAAUUGCAAUUGCUUAUUUUGCCGAUACACAACUUCAUGAUUUUGUGAGUAGAAAUAAGAAGCUAAAAGAGCUUGGCAAGCCAGUUGUUCCCAACCUUGACAAAGGGCUGUGGCAAUACUCAAGACAUCCAAACUAUUUUGGGGAGCAGUUGUGGUGGUGGGGACUAGUCAUUCUUGCAUGGAACCUGGGUUAUGGCUGGACUUUUGUUGGUUCACUCAUCAAUAGCCUGUGUUUAGCUUAUGUAACUGUGCUUGUGGAGAAGAGGAUGUUGAAGCAAGAUUACAGGGCUGAAGCAUACCAAUUGUACCAGAAGACAACUUCAGUGUGGAUACCUUGGUUCAGGUCACCGUUGAUAGGAAAAUCAAAGAACACUUGACUCAAGAAUGAUGUUGGAUAUGCACUGGUCAGGGAUACCAGUUUUGUCAGUGCGCUGCAAAUCAACUCAUCCAUUAACAGACGAUUACGAGUUUAAUAUUUGGAGAUCAAGAAUUGUGAUACUUUUGACAUGGGUUUGGAGUAAUAGCUUCUCUGACAGCUACUUAUGCCACGAAAAUUGGCAAUUGGGUCUUAGAGAGGACAGGAGAUUUAAUCAGCUGCAGCGUGUAGUAUGACAAACACUGGUUAUGGAUUGCAGCAUGCAGUAUGACAAACACUGGUUGUGGAUUUUUUCUUUGCCAUAUACCUAUCUCAACAGGUGCUUUUCCCCUUCUGAGCUAUUUUUGAAUUCUUUCUGUCGUUUGUACUAGUUUGUUAUCUUAAAAAUGGUAAAAGAUGCAGGACUGAGAGGUUAAGUGAUGCUUGUCAUUUUGCCACUCCAUCAAUGUUUCAAUGGACUUCUAUGCAUACCUAAGGUAAAGGAUUGGAACAUCUAAUUUCUUGGUGGUGAGCUUUUGAUCAGUUUGUCAACCAUAUCCUGGGGAAGUUUUGCUCAUAAGUUCCACAAGUUUAAAUUCUUUUGAAUUCUAGGAAUGGUCAAGUGAGGCUUGUAAGAUUGUAGAUAUGAGGACCUUAUAGAUCAUGAGCCUUCAGUAGGAUUGACUAAGAAGUUCUUAGGAUAUACAAGUCUAUAAUGUCAAUAUUACUUUUGAGCUUUUUAGUUUUUCAAUUGUUAUAGCUUUUGAGAACUUGAUUUAUGUCAUGGAUUGCGAGGGCUUGGCUUUGUGGAAAUCUGGAAGCAGCUCGGGUUUAAACAUAUAGUUGGAUUUGUGGAAAUCUGGAAGCAGUUCUGGUUUAAAUAUAUAGUUAGCAUCACUUCAAACAAUUCACAUGUAGUCGCAAUUAUUUUUUUGACAAGUUGUGUGAGGUAUUGAACUAAAUUGGCACAUCAUCAAAAAGGUUUUGCAAGCAAUGAAUUAUUCUUGCACAUUUAGACUAAGUGCUUGUAUACCUAUUCUGUCAUAAUGUACAGAAAAUAAAUCCUUCAGAAUGACAAAUCGAGAAUGUUAAAUUUCUUGUGGCUUCAUCUGGUCAGUUGAACAUGGUACUAGUUGCCUUGUUUAGAUCACAAUGGCCAAAGCUUUUUCACAAUCUGAGGCACCAUAGUGUGGUUUGGCCUCAGAUCUCCUAAAGUGAUAUAGGUGUAAAGCUUUAAUACAGGCUUUAUUGAUGUUUCAUCCAUCUGUCGCGGGACUAAUUAAUCACUUGCUUUUUCUGCUUAAUUCUCUCCACUAAAUGUUGUUUUGCUUCUUAUCUUGUUUGUCUGCCAGGUCCUUUUGGUGUGCGGUCAAAUCAAAGAGAGUGCAACUUAAUAUAUGCGACUCAGCUGCAAUAGCUGUAUGUUUGGCUGGUGAAAUCUUUGCUUAUCAUGCCAACAAACAACUCCAUGAUUUUGUCAGUAGAAAUAACAAACUAAAAGAGCUUGGCAAAGGAGUGGUGCUCAUACUUGAAGGUUUGUGGCAAUACUCGCAACAUCCCAACCAUAUUGGGAGCAGUUGUGGUGGAGACUAUUCAUCUUCGCAAGGAACCUGGGUUAUGGCUGGACGUUUGGUGGUGCACUCUCUAAUAGAUUCUGUUUAGCUUGUUUGUAUGCACAUGCGGAGAAUCGACCGUUUAAAGCAUGAUUACAGGGCUGAAGUUUACAAGUUAUACCAGAAGAGAACGUCAAUUUGGAUACCUUGGUUCAGGUCAGCAUCGAGGAAAAGACAAGAACACUUGACUCAAAAAUGGUCCACAUAUCUAUAUUACAGUUAUGGCCUUACAUUACCACAAUUCAAUUGUUAUCUUUCUUGUGAUGUGUUGGGCAUAAUAAAAAUGAAAGAAAUCCACCCAGUA